AUGGCUUCAUCUAAUAUCCAUCAACCCAGUCAAACAUCUUCUACUUCCAACAAUCCAUUUUUGGCCACCGAGUCAAAGUCAAUGGCUUCACCAAAUACUACUCCGUUUGAUCAGACUGCCCUCAAAAGCUCCGCCUUCACAGUCGACUUCACAUGGAAGAAGUGGAUGGGCGUAGUCUCUGACGCCAACAAACCAGGCUCAGACCCCCUGUACACUAUCCACUUCCCAUUCAAUGUGUUAUCCAAAAAUGCGGCCACCAUGGUCUUCAAGCAAGCUUCCAAUGAAGAAGUUAUUGGAAGUGGAAAGCUGAAUGUUGUCUCCAUCAACGCUAGCUACGAACUACAUGGACAGAAGGCCCACCUUCUAGCCCAGAAACGCUGGCGAACGGUGUACACACACCGCUCGCUCAACUUCUCCGACACAGACUCUCCAGUCACAAUGACAUGGACCAGUGAUUGCGGAUUCAAGAACUGGGACUUUGUCUGUGUCGAUGAACAGCAGAUGCCCGUGGCAAAAUUCACAGCCAAUGCCUGGGGUGUUACCAAAAUUGGCAAGAUUGAAUUUAUGGGGUCCAAGGCCGAUAAUAGAGCUGCGCAGGAAGAGAUCAUGGUUACAGGAAUCACGCUGUUCUAUUGCAUGAUGGUUCGCUGUAAUAAUAUUUUCAAUUUGUUUGGGGCUAUCUUUGCUCGGCCGGGGCAUAAGCAACACAUUGAGCCCCAGGCCAAGACUACGGCCAGCAUGGAUAAAGCUUCGCAACUUGCUUGA
This is a messenger RNA of Penicillium paradoxum, 765 nucleotides long. RefSeq lists its product as uncharacterized. The record is from RefSeq and is a predicted model, not a curated record. The transcript has a single exon. Bases 1 to 765 code for a protein of 254 amino acids. Lineage: Eukaryota; Fungi; Ascomycota; Eurotiomycetes; Eurotiales; Aspergillaceae.